This is a messenger RNA of Caenorhabditis briggsae, 1056 nucleotides long. The coding region runs from base 1 to 1056 and encodes 351 amino acids. The transcript has 4 exons. The record is from RefSeq and is a predicted model, not a curated record. Lineage: Eukaryota; Metazoa; Nematoda; Chromadorea; Rhabditida; Rhabditidae. Gene Ontology annotation, molecular function: protein binding.
AUGUCUGGUAUUGAGGACAACUUCCUGCUCAAUGCUUCGGCAAUAGCUCGAAUUUCCGAAAUUCUUACUCGCACGCAGAGCAAUCCAACGGUUCCUCCAUCCGACGAGUAUGUCAUGGACGUCAACACCAUCAAGUUGUCCCACCGAUGGACUAUCAACAAUUUCGGCAGUAUUUUAAGACUCAGUAGCCCUGAAGAUAAGAUGACCGGAAAGAUUCUGUCUAAUCCUUGUUUCUACCCAUUGCCUCCGAUUCCAACUGUCGAGCCGACUCUCGAGCCUACGAAUGAUUUUCCAGAAGACAUGGAGGUGUUGGAAGAAGGUGUGGCUCCGGUUAGCAAUCCACCGGUUCCUCCAUCCGACGAGUAUGUCACAGACAUCAACGUUAUCAAGUUGUCCCACCCACCGGUGCACUAUUCUCAGUUUCGAUACUGUUUUAAGACAGCGAUAAUACUGUAUAUAUCAAAGGCUCUUUCAACCUCCCAACCUUACAGUAACCCCGAAUUCCCCGAUGUCUGCUGGCAACUCAUCCUCUACCCAGGCGGCAAACGAGAAGAGAAUGCCGGCACCGUGUCGCUCUUCUUGAAGAUGUCAUCGAGAAAGCCAGAGCAGGAAGCAAGAGUCAAAGCCGAAUACCAAUUCAUGUUUUUGAAUGACAACGAAGAGAAGGUGUUCACCAAUAUCAAUGUGGGAGACUUCCAUGUAGAACCACCGAACGGGGGACACUCCUGGGGACUCCGCAACAUUCCCAGAGCAACAGUGGAACGCGCGCUUCGGAACGACGGUUCGCUUGUCAUUCGAUUGGAGAUCGAAAUCAUGAAGGAUGUGUUUAAAACAAAGCCAAAGGUUCAUGAAGAUCCUAUUGACAACUUUGUCUCUCCAGCGAUGGAACAGAUUCUGUCCAAGUCCUUCUCAACCCUCUCAUUGGCUCCGAUUCCAGCUGUCGAGCCGACUCUCGAGUUCACAGACGAUCUUCCAGAAAACAUGGAAGUGAUCAUCGUGGAAAAAGACGUCCCUCCGAAAAUCUACGAUGAGUUUGAUGCUGAACUUAUCAACUAA